Molecule: messenger RNA, 1352 nt
Organism: Hibiscus syriacus
Lineage: Eukaryota; Viridiplantae; Streptophyta; Magnoliopsida; Malvales; Malvaceae
Product: probable RNA 3'-terminal phosphate cyclase-like protein
Exons: 6
Coding region: 111-1247 (378 amino acids)
Biological process (GO): ribosome biogenesis; endonucleolytic cleavage of tricistronic rRNA transcript (SSU-rRNA, 5.8S rRNA, LSU-rRNA)
Cellular component (GO): nucleolus
Molecular function (GO): RNA endonuclease activity
Source: RefSeq, a predicted model, not a curated record
AUCCCUAAAACCCUUCAAUCUCUUCUUCCCGGGCAGAAUCUCCCCCGUUUCAACCAAAACUCUCGCCUCCCUCUCUACAGAUCAACGCCAAGAAGAAGAAGGAAAGUUGAAUGGGGAAAAUAACGUAUAAGAAACUGAAGGGAAGUCAAAACAUGAGGCAAAGGUUACUCUUAGCAACGUUGAAAUCAACUCCUAUUCUCAUUGAAGACAUCCACGCCGACGACACUUUACCUGGCCUCCGGCCACAUGAGAUUACCCUCCUCCAUCUUUUUGAAAACCUCACCGAUGACUGCGUCGUUGAAAUCAACGAAACCGGUACUAAAUUGAAGUACAAGCCUGGGAUAAUAGUUGGAGGUAGUAAUCUGGUGCAUGAUUGUGGUGUGAGUAGAGCAAUUGGGUAUUUUUUGGAGCCUUUGAUCUUGCUUGGAUUAUUUGCUAGGAAACCCCUAGCUAUAAUCCUCAAAGGGAUUACAAAUGAUUCUAAGGACCCAUCUGUCGAUACUUUCCGUUCCACUACCUUUCCCAUGUUGAAGCAUUUUGGGGUUCCUUCAGAAGGAUUAAAGUUGGAAAUAAAGAGUCGUGGGGUUUCACCUCAUGGUGGUGGUGAAGUUCAUUUGACAAUUCCUAAUGUUCAGCACCUAAGAGCAACCAUGUGGACUGAUGAAGGAAUGGUUAAGAGAAUCAGAGGGGAAGCUUUCACUACCAGAGUGAGUCCCCAGCUCGGAAAUGAGAUGAUAUAUGCUGCUCGUGGAAUUUUUAAUCGUUUGCUUCCUGAUGUUUAUAUCGCUAGUGAUUAUAGAAAGCGCUUAGAGGCCGGAUCUGGAAACUCACCGGGAUAUGGAAUUUCACUAGUUGCUGAAACUACUUCUGGUUGCUGCAUCUCUGCUGAUAUUACAAUUUCUUAUGGGGGAGAAGCAGAAGAUAUUGAAAGUGAGGACAAGAAAGAGCUGAUACCUGCAGCUGAUGUUGGUGAGAAAAUUGCUUCUGUGCUUCUUGAAGAGAUUGAGAAAGGUGGAGUGGUGGAUUCAACUCACCAGGGUUUGUUAUUCCUUCUUUGUGCACUUUGUCCGAAAGAUGUUUCAAAGGUUCGUGUGGGAAAAUUGUCACCAUAUGGAAUUGAAACGCUAAGGCAAAUCAAGGAUUUUCUAGAUGUUCAAUUUGUGAUCAAGCCAGAUCCAUCCACAGGGACGGUGAUCCUUAAAUGUUGGGGUUCUGGGAUGAAGAACCUUUCCAGAAAGACUACCUGAUGACAUUGUGUAGCCAUUAUAAUUCUGGUUCGGCUUCAUUUUCUCGCUCGAGAGCCAUGAAUACACUGAUUGCAGGGAAUAUGAUCUAGAAUCCAUAUCUUGCUA